Molecule: messenger RNA, 996 nt
Organism: Rotaria sp. Silwood1
Lineage: Eukaryota; Metazoa; Rotifera; Eurotatoria; Philodinida; Philodinidae
Source: the annotation of a GenBank genome assembly
CGGUCAGAUCCUUUUAAGGUUUCGUAGAUUUUGAUAAUCAUUUAUUUAAGCGUUUGAACGCAUUUAGAAGCUUUUAAGCAUCUACGAAACCUUUUUUGAGGGUUCGGUAAAACUCCUUUUUUUUUUUAGAGUGUAGAGAUUUUAUGUUCUCUUUGGACUGUCUAUUUACAAUCAGGUUUGGGUCAAUUGAAGACUCACUAUUCUCGCAAUGGAUUAGGAUCACAAUUAUGGGUAAAACCAGUUCAAUCAAUGUUGAAAGUAACUGUUCGUUCAGGUACCGAAGAAAACGAAGCCUGUUUAACUUAUGUGAAGAAUCGUCUAACUCAACUAGACAAAGCGAUUCAACAAGCUCAUACUGAUCUUCAUGUUCAAAAGAAUCAUCUGCCUAACGAUUCAACCCUGAUUCAACAAGCAAUUGAAAGAUUUGUGGAAGAAAAUUUGACUGGUCUACGGAAAAAAAUUCAACAUAAAAUACAACUAGUACAUUAUGAUUAUAAAGAACAUAUCUUAAAACUCGACUAUCUUAAACAGAAUCCCAGUGAAACUCAAAUAAAAUUAGCGGAACAACUCUGUGCGGCGAAGCAACAAGAAGAAAUCAGCAAAUAUACAUCGGAACUACUUGAAAAACAAAUUAUUCAUCAUAAAUCUUUGUUAACUUUCGAUCAUCUGCCUAUAGCUCGUGUACCUUUAUUUGAUUCAAUUCGUAAUAUAGACGUUCAAAAACAGUUCUAUGUUCAAUAUAGACAAGUGAUCGAACAAACACAAACGAAUAUGUUUACUCUCUAUACUCAAUCAGCUACUAGUCAAAAACAACGUUAUCAAAAUCAAUACAAUGAUAAAAUGAAAGAAAUACAACAUGAACAACAUUCGCUUCCAGAUACAGAAAAAUUAACGACAAAGAUGAUUGAAUUAAUUGGACAACGUGCUCAAAUUAUUGGAAAACGACUCAAAUGUAUUCAUGAUUUCAAAGUUCAAACUUUAUCGAUUCUACCAUAG